UUUUCUUCCGAAAGAAGACUUUGAUCAGAAAGGACCAGUAAAAGUCAUCUUUCUCAGAGUGAAGAGACCGAUUGGCAUUCGUUGUGGUAGCAGAAGAAGAAGAACAUCAAAAAUGGCGGAUUCUAGAGCAUCGGACGGCGAAAGAGGGAAACGAAGUCCGGUUAGCGGCAGAGGGAAGACCGAGGCCAUGAACGUCAUAUUCUCUGAUCCCCAACUUCUCGAUUGCUAUAUUUGCUGCGAGCCCUUGUCCGCACCUGUUUUCCAGUGUGAGAAUGGGCACAUUGCUUGCUCUAGCUGCUGCACCAAAGUUCAGAAUAAAUGCCCUAGCUGCAGCUUGUCAAUUGGUUAUAUACGUUGCAGAGCGAUCGAAAAGGUUCUUGAAUCAAUCAAGAUACCCUGCCACAACUCAAUAUACGGAUGCAAAAUGACAAUGACUUUGAACGAGAGAAAUGACCAUGGGUCACUGUGUACAUAUGAACCUUGCUCGUGCCCGGUAUCCGAUUGCUUAUUUGUUGGUUCGUCCGAGAAGUUGUGCUCACACUUCAGCAAAAAGCACAAGAACUCAGCCAAAAGCUUCUCAUACAAUUCGAGGUUCACUCUAUGCUUGAACAGUGGUGAUAGUUACCGCAUCCUUCAAGCGGAGAAAGAUGGAGCUUUGUUCUUCCUCUCUUUCACUUUUGAAAUCUUCGGGAAUGCGGUAACUGUGAGUCGGAUUGGACCAUCGUCGUCUGAGAAAAAGUUUUGCUAUGAAAUCAAAGCGAAAACACAGGGGAGCAUUCUUUGUUUGCAAUCAAUCGCGAAGGAGAUCCAAGGUCGGGUUGAAGUUCCUCCUUCCAACAGAUCACUUUUGAUUCCGAACGAGUUCUUUGGAUCUUCAGCCCAGACGAUCUUGGAGUUUAGGAUUUGGCCUUCAUACUGAAAACAAACACUGGGGAUCAACACAGGUGCACAUACUUUUGCAAGAAAGCUGAUUAUUUAUAAACUGAGUUGAAUUAUGUUGGCUGGAUUUGUUCUUGGUUACCUAAUCUUUGCAUCUGAAUUUGUGUUUAUUUAUUUUUUUUUUUUGCAAAGGACUUGGUGCCUACGUUUGUA
Molecule: messenger RNA, 1092 nt
Organism: Momordica charantia (bitter melon)
Lineage: Eukaryota; Viridiplantae; Streptophyta; Magnoliopsida; Cucurbitales; Cucurbitaceae
Molecular function (GO): zinc ion binding
Source: RefSeq, a predicted model, not a curated record